AAACAUUUGUUCGAGGAGACCUCGAGUUGGUUUUUUAGUUUGAUAAGCACUCUUACUGAUGUAUUUAUGAUCUAUAACAACAGUUAAGAAAUACAGAAAAGGCUGAAGAAAUGAAGGCGUGAUUUGUAGUUUCUGACACUUUCAGGUAUGGAACCGCGGGCUGUUGGAUGAGCUAAAUGUUUUGGUUUUUUUAGCUGAAUGGUUUGUUUUGGCUAGUUAAGGUGACAACUGACGUCACAAGACAAGUUGUUUAAGGUCGGUGUUUGAGAUCAGCAGGGGUUAAAAUGAACUGGCAAGAAUCUGUUCGCGAAACGGAUGUUUUACAUUUUCAAAAUACCGUCUCAUCAAAAUAGUGUCUGAUAAAAAUGACCCAAAAAAUAAACAAACCACUUGCAAAACGUCGUUGUUGUACCUAUUAAGACGUAAUGGCUGUAAAUGACCUGAGUCCUGGACUGCUAGCGCUGAACUGAGGCAAAGUUCAACUCUUGUAGAUCAAUCUGUAAGGUUACAUUUGGUUUGGGUGUCAUUUGUGACGCUCAAGUUAUUCAUGAUAGUUUGAAUAUAUUCCGCUUCAUUUAAUGAUUUUUCACUACUCUAAAGAUUGCGAUCAGCCGUAUUUUAAAUCUUCAUUCUAUUCUUUAAGACUUAGAAAAGUAACAAUUUUAGGAUCGUUUAUGGCAUAAAACCAUAUUAGGGGAGAUUUAGGCUGUAGUUUUAAAUCAUUUGACCUCAGACUAUCUUAAAAGGGAUUAGCUAGUUUUAUGUAGUUAAACCAAUAUAGACACUUUAUAUCUGGACAGAAUUAUUAUAUCUACUAAUCAAACAUUAUAGGAACCUGCUUGGGAUUUGUGAAACCGUUGUCCUACUCGUGAAAACUCAUGAAAUUGGAUUUGAAAACUUUUUUUUUUGUUUGAGAUAAUUAUUUUUGUUUUUGUUUCUUGUGAACUAAUGCUACUAAUAAUACUAGUACUUAAUAAUAAUUGGUACUAAUCUUUUAGUUGAAUUAUUGCAAAACAGUUUUUACCUCCAAUGGUGUUCUCUGGUGUUAAUAUCUCUAAACAAAUUAGGAUAUAUAUGGCAUAAAAUAUAUUUUUUCAACCUUUAUUAUAGAAGUAGAAUGGUUAUUGAUGUAGAAGGUGUGCAAUUCACCCCUCAACAUAGUUAUCAGCCAGCCAUCAUUUUUAUAGACCUGCUUAAUCUGUUUAAGAACAAGGCAGGGUUGGCUAUUCCUGACAGAGUGGGUGAGAUGCUGGGUUACCUCAGACAGAUCCAUCACAGGGCAAAGCAGAGAUAAGCAGAGGUGUCCUCACUCUCAGGGUGAUUCAGAGUGAUCAAUAAACCUGACAUGCAUGGUAUUGGACUGUGGGAAGACUCUGCACGGUCUAGGUUAGGUUAGGGUAUAAACCCAGGACCUCCUUGUUCCAAGGCAGCUGUGCUUACAGCUGUGCCUGUUAGCAACCACAAUGUUAACAGAAAAGAGUAAAAUAUAUAUGAUUAGUUUAUUUACUUUUGAGGUCUCAUAACUUUAGCAUAAAGUCUGAAAUAUGUCAGGAAACAGAGAUGGGCAGAAGCAGUAAAAGAAAUCCUCCAAAAGUCUGAAGGAGCUGAGUGGUGGAGAUGCGGCGGAUGGCUCUGUGAGGUGGAAGCUGGGAUGCUGCAGCUCUGAGGAGGAGCUACGUCUGGGUCCAACCAGGAGUUUUGAGCAGCUGAAUAAUUACAAUGGGAGAUUAAAGGAUUUUUUUAUACAUGCAUGAAAGGAUCGAGACAACACUCCAGAAAUGGACAAAGUGGUGCAGCAGUCACUAUAAUGUGUAGCGUUUGCUGUCCAGUUUGCAUCUGAUUUGAGGGGCAGAGGGUCUCACCUAUUCCAGCCUGGCAUUACACUCAUCCACAACGGUUCCACAGGUCUUUGACAGAUGCAGAUAAAACUGAGUCAGGACUCAUGACCUGGUUACAAGUUCAUCUGUGCCCAUCAGUGAUGUCUGUGAGCGCCCUCCUGCGAUGCACCUCUAGGUCACAGAGGCAGCAGGCGAUGGCUUUUCUAGUCCAGCAGAGAGCUCUGUCAGCUGCAGAGGCUGUCAACGCUCUCAGACCAUUUUAUUUUGCUGUUCAUCCAGACUUCUUUGGUCAAUUCCCCAGAGAACGGGAAGUGAAUGAAAAUUCUUUGAAGCAGUUAAAUGGCUACAUGGAAAAUUUGCAGAAGCCUGGCUUGAAGUUAGUUCGGCCAAUAAAGCUCACCUUUUAUAUCAGGGACACUAAGGAGAGCAGUGAGAAGCAGCCAGGCUUUGUCUCUUCAGGUUUCCGGUCCGUGAGUUUCAUUCUACACACAAAUGAUAUUUUCAGUACCGUGAUGAACGUGCUGACAUCCUGCAGCUUGCCUGUGGAGCACAUAGAGAGACAUGAAAAAAGCUUUGGGACAUGUAAAGGUGGGCCUGACGGAGGAGGAUCUUUUCAUAGACCCAUAAAAUGGGAUAAAAGCUACUACACCUUCACUGGGUUCAGAGAUCCUGAGCAGGAGCUGCAGCAGACCAAGAGGAUGGAACCUACACUCCAUGGUUGGCUGAGAAACAGCGAACCUGAGGCAACAAAGAAACACAAUGCUAGUCUUCCACGGAGAGAAGAGCUGAGCAGACUGAAGAAAGAACUGUGUGAAAAGUUUCUUUUGGCAGAUAUCAGGUGGCAGCGCAGCUGGGGAGUGGCUCAUAAGUGCUCUCAGCUUCAGAGUCUGACCCGACUGUCUCACCAGAACCCAGAGGACCUGCUCAAUCUUCAGGGCCAUACUGUUGUGUUCGCUGACCAGUCGGACAUGAAUGCUUCUGGAGACGUCAUGUUGGGAACCAUGGAUGUUCACCAUCAGUGGACCAAAUUAUUCCAGCAGCUGCCCAGCUAUCGGAGUCUUCAGCAGCAAACAGACUGGUUGAAGGAAAGAAUCAGUUGCCUUCUGGGUGGAUCCCAAGUAAUCCACCUCGGACCAGUCCAGCCUAUCGCUGAGCACUACAGCACGCUAAAUGCUUUUCACAAGAGCCUGAUGUCCCAACGCCUGCACCUGCAUCCCAGGAGCCUGCAUGGCCUUGCCAUGGUGCUGGACAAUGAUCGCUCUGCACCUGGUCUCCAUGAGAUGGGGCACUUCAUUAUCCCCAUCAACUGUGACCCUCUCAAGCUCCAGCUGUUCCUCCAGAGCCAGGCCCCUGAGGCCAGAAGUCGCACCCUGCAAAGACAUCAUCUAUGUGGAGGCGCGUCGGAUCCAUCCAGUCUUCUACACAUGAUCGGCUACAUUCCCUGCUCCUCUCUGAUUGGGCGUCUAAAUUCCAGCCUUGCAGCAACAACAGUUGCAGGUGGAAGAGGAGGCAGUGGUGCAGCUCUGUGUCCAGAAGUUGUCUCUGAGGGGCCUCUCCAAGGAGCCCAGCUUGAGCUCCAGUCACAUGAUUCUCUGCUGCAGGAGGCUCAUAGAGCAGCAACCCCCACUGCUGCAGGGGCUGCAUGUCUGUGUCUCCCACUUUUACUCUGUUAUGCAGGACGGUGACCUGUGUGUCCCCUGGGACUGGAAGAGCUGAGACAAUCCUUCAGAAUUUAUAUCUAUAUAUACUGUCGUGUUUUAUGGCUACUGUGGUUUCACCUCUGAGAAAUGUUUUGGAUCCACAAUCUAUAAAUAAGAGAUAAAUGUAAAACUAGAAAACACAGCAAACCACAGAAACUGUAUGUUUAAGUUAAGAAUGUGGAAAACAACAAUAAAACACGGUUGUUCUAA
Molecule: messenger RNA, 3748 nt
Organism: Gambusia affinis (western mosquitofish)
Lineage: Eukaryota; Metazoa; Chordata; Actinopteri; Cyprinodontiformes; Poeciliidae
Gene: tcaim
Product: T cell activation inhibitor, mitochondrial
Exons: 14
Coding region: 1943-3523 (526 amino acids)
Cellular component (GO): mitochondrion
Source: RefSeq, a predicted model, not a curated record